Messenger RNA from Nicotiana attenuata, 1836 nucleotides. Its product is annotated as diacylglycerol kinase 7-like. The transcript is spliced from 12 exons. Lineage: Eukaryota; Viridiplantae; Streptophyta; Magnoliopsida; Solanales; Solanaceae. Bases 181 to 1485 code for a protein of 434 amino acids. The record is from RefSeq and is a predicted model, not a curated record. Gene Ontology annotation, molecular function: ATP-dependent diacylglycerol kinase activity.
AGCGCCUUCUUUUUUGUUGAUGUAUACUUUUACUCUUCUUCUUCUUCUUCUUCUCACAAAUCACAAUACAUCUCUCUCUCUCUCUCUCUCUCUCUCUCUCUCUCUUAUUUAUUAUUACCAUUCCGAUUCCGUUACACAAUUCUAAUUGACUAAAGACUCAAAAGGGAAGUGUAAUUUGUGAUGGAUUCGACGGCGAAGGGUCGGAGAAGGGCGUCGGGGAGGUCGUCGGUAGUAGAGUCGAUAAGAGGUUGUACGUUUGCCGGAGUUAGAAUAUCGAAAGAGGAGCUCCGGAGGAGGAUCACGAUGCCGGAGUAUUUAAGGGUGGCAGUCAGGGAGGCUAUACAGAGUAAGGAUGUAGACGCUGACACUGUAAAGCGACAUUUCGACACGGCUUAUGCCCCCGGGGCCGAGCCUCCUCAGCCGCCGGAGGGGCCCAUCGUCGUCUUCAUUAAUUCUAAAAGCGGUGGAAGACAUGGCCCACAGCUUAAAGCUAGGUUGCAGGAACUCAUGGGUGAACAACAGGUUCUUGACCUUUCAGUUGUGAAGCCUCAUGAGUUUGUUCAAUAUGGAUUAAGUUGCCUGGAGAAGUUUGCUGCUCUUGGCGACAGCUGUGCAAAAGUGACUCGUGAAAGGAUAAGAAUCGUGGCAGCAGGAGGUGAUGGCACUGUUGGAUGGAUUCUUGGCUGCCUUGGAGAGCUUAAGAAACAGGGUCGAGAGCCAGUUCCACCAACAGGAAUUAUCCCACUUGGCACAGGAAAUGACUUAUCCAGGAGUUUUGGUUGGGGCGGGUCAUUUCCUUUUAACUGGAAGUCAGCCACAAAAAGUAUUCUUGACAGAGUUGCAACAGGUCCAAUUAACCAUCUGGAUAGUUGGAAUCUUGUAAUAUCAAUGCCCGCUGGGGAAAAACUGGAAACACCUCAUUCCCUGAAACCUACUGAGGAUGCAUCUCUUGAUCAGGAAUUGGAUAUUGAUGGUGAGUUGCCCAAGAAAUUGUCCAACUAUCAAGGAGUAUACUACAACUACUUUAGCAUAGGAAUGGAUGCACAGGUGGCCUAUGGCUUCCAUCAUUUACGGAAUGAAAAGCCAUACCUUGCACAAGGUCCUGUAUCAAACAAGUUGAUUUACUCAGGAUAUAGUUGCACGCAAGGUUGGUUCUUUACACCAUGUAGCAGUGACCCUGGUUUGAGGGGACUGAAUAAUAUUUUGCGACUAUAUGUUAAGAAGGUCAACAGCUCAAAGUGGGAGCAAGUCCCUGUUCCUUCAAGUGUUCGGUCUAUUGUCACUCUGAAUCUCCCUAGCUAUGGCGGUGGAAGGAAUCCAUGGGGACAUUUGAAGCCACAGUACUUGGAGAAGAGGGGUUUUGUGGAAGCCCAUGCAGAUGACGGCCACCUUGAAAUUUUUGGCCUGAAACAAGGAUGGCAUGCUUCUAUGGUUAUGGUUGAGCUCAUCUCUGCAAAACAUAUUGCCCAGAUUUGGUUUGCAUAGAUACUCAGCUUUUGUUGAUGAAAUCUCAAAGAAAAUGGAACACGAGGUGGUAAGAGGGAAUGUGGUCGAGCAUUAAGAGAUACAGUAAAACUAAUUGGCACAUUUUGUAGUGCUUCUCAAAAUUGACCUUGUAUGAAUUUUUGGACACGCGUUGAUUUGAAUAUAUUUUCCUUAAGGAGAAUGUAUCUUGUUUAAUUGUGUAUGGUUGAAAAGAUGAUCGACCAUUAUUUAAUUUUUUUUCUUUUUCUGAAUACUUGUGCCGCUUACUAUGAAGUGAUGCUUUGAUGCCUAUUCCAUGGUGACACUUCUCAUAGAAUAAAGCAAAAACUAUUUUAGAAUCAAAAUCUCUCG